AUGGCUACCUCCUCUACCUCUGCUUUACUCUACGCUGCUACUGUCGCAGUUCCUUCGAUUGCAAGUGAAAAACCAGAUGAUGAAGUCACAAAAGCAAAAGCCUGGCAUGCAAAGAGCGGCCAUGGCUUCGAAAAUCCCUGGCCCUCGUGGGUAACCCUCUCUCCCUGGAGGAUAAUGGGUGGAAUGAUCUCAAGACGGUUGUCGGGCGCAGCCAAUAGCCCCAACACCACUCCCCCCACAGUGACGGUCCAGGCCCCGUCAUGGCUUUCUUCGAGAACAGAAAGCACAUCACUAAGAGCGACCUGGCUCGGUCAUGCCUGCUAUUAUGUCGAAUUCCCCUCUGGCCUGCGGGUUCUAUUUGAUCCCGUCUUCACCGCGAGAUGUUCUCCACUCUCCUGGCUUGGUCCAAAAAGAUAUACAGAAAUGCCAUGCCAGAUAUCCGACAUUCCGACGAUUGACGCCGUCGUCAUUUCUCACAACCAUUACGAUCACCUGUCGCACCCUACGAUAAUGGACAUAUCCCAGCGUCACCCCGAAUGUCAAUUCUUCGUCCCUCUGGGAAACAAGAAAUGGUUUACCGCGUGCGGCAUAGAAAAAUGCACAGAGCUCGACUGGUGGGAGGAGGUCGAUUUCAAUCUAACACCCUCAAAACCGGCCGACAAGAAACACUCCACAACGUCUGACCAGACAAGUGUGACUUCAGUCGAUGAUCCUAAAAAGCCUUCCGCAGAUAUAACGGCCCGCAUCUCAUGUUUGCCAUGCCAGCAUACCUCAAAUCGCAGUCUGAAUGAUCGUGCUGCAACACUUUGGGCAUCCUGGAGCGUGUCUUCUGGUGGCAAGUCACUAUGGUUUGGUGGAGACACAGGUUAUCGGGCAGUGCCAAAGGAGUCUGACGGAAAGGAUGACUACGCCGAGGAGUACGCCGAUUUACCACAUUGUCCUGCUUUCGCCGACAUUGGUCGACUUCGUGGUCCCUUCGAUCUGGGUUUAAUCCCCAUUGGAGCGUAUAUGCCUCGUUGGCUCUUCAGUUCCAUGCACGCUGACCCGAGAGAUGCGGUGGAGAUCUUCAGAGAUACUAAAUGUCAGAAAGCCUUGGGAAUGCAUUGGGGAACCUGGGUUUUGACCGAGGAGGAUGUUCUCGAACCGCCUAGGUUGCUCAAGAAGGCACUCAAACAUCACGCUAUUCCGGAGACCGGUGUCUUUGAUGUCAUUGAUAUUGGUGCCAGCAAAGAGUUUUGA
This is a messenger RNA of Exophiala bonariae, 1239 nucleotides long. RefSeq lists its product as uncharacterized. NCBI's taxonomy places the organism in Eukaryota, Fungi, Ascomycota, Eurotiomycetes, Chaetothyriales, Herpotrichiellaceae. Gene Ontology annotation, molecular function: zinc ion binding; N-acylphosphatidylethanolamine-specific phospholipase D activity. The coding region runs from base 1 to 1239 and encodes 412 amino acids. Gene Ontology annotation, biological process: N-acylethanolamine metabolic process; N-acylphosphatidylethanolamine metabolic process. Gene Ontology annotation, cellular component: membrane-bounded organelle; cytoplasm. The transcript has a single exon. The record is from RefSeq and is a predicted model, not a curated record.